Molecule: messenger RNA, 3684 nt
Organism: Platichthys flesus (European flounder)
Lineage: Eukaryota; Metazoa; Chordata; Actinopteri; Pleuronectiformes; Pleuronectidae
Gene: abcf1
Product: ATP-binding cassette, sub-family F (GCN20), member 1
Exons: 22
Coding region: 127-2085 (652 amino acids)
Molecular function (GO): ATP binding; ATP hydrolysis activity
Source: RefSeq, a predicted model, not a curated record
UCGAACGGGAAUCAUCAUCAUCACCUAGUUGGGCCGCAUGACAUGUGAAUGAGGCUGGCUAAGAAAACGGGGUUGAAGAGGACACCGUUUUAGUUACUUUGUUAAAGCUACGGUUAAGUAAAAAAGAUGCCCAGGAAAACGAAGGAGGAAUCGGAGUGGGCGGACAACGAAGUCGCAGCGGCAGCUGAAAAGACUGUGAAAAAAGGGAAGAAAGAUAAAAAGGGAAAAAAGACUUUCUUUGAGGAGCUCACUACAGAUUGCAAACCUGAAAAGGUACCUGAGGCGGCUGGAAAAGACACACAGGGAAAACAGAAAAAGAAAAAAGAUCGACGGAAAGGAAAAGAUGGAGAUGCAAAUGAGGAUGAUGAUGCAAACAUCAUGCUGAAGCUGAAAAAGCUUUCAGUACAAGCAAGUUAUGAGGAAGAUGAGCCAGCCAUUACCACCGGUGAAGGAAAGAAGGGUGGAAACAUCUACGCUGCUCUCUGUCAGGGCCAGAGUGAUGAGGAUGCUGAUAUGGAUGAAGAAGAUAGACCAGCUAAAAAAUCACCUGAUAUUUAUGAAACAGAAGAGAAACGAAAGAAGGGAAAGAUGGAACAAUACAAGAAAGGAAAGCCUGCUGAGCGAUCAUGCAGCGAGUGUGAAGAUGAUGAUGAGGAGGAUAGUGAUGGAGGUGACAUGAUGAAGAGUGCUGAGGAUACCAUCGCAGAACAGGCCAAACCACAGGAUGAGGACCAAAAUGCUAAUCUUAGUAAAAAGGAGAAGAAGAAGAAAAAGAAACAGAUGGAGUACGAGCGUCAAGUGGCCAGUGUUAGGGCUCAGAAUGACCUGGAGGGAGAUUUCUCCAUUUCCCAGGCGGAGAUGUCCUCCAGACAGGCAAUGCUGGAGAAUGCCUCUGAUAUUAAGCUGGAACGGUUCAGCAUAUCUGCUCAUGGCAAGCAGCUUUUCAUCAAUGCUGACCUUCUGAUUGUAGCAGGGAGAAGAUAUGGUUUGGUUGGACCAAAUGGCAAAGGAAAGACCACACUACUAAAACACAUAGCUAACAGAGCUCUCAGUAUUCCACCCAACAUUGAUGUGCUACUGUGUGAACAGGAGGUGGUAGCUGAUGACACGCCGGCAGUGCAGGCUGUGCUGAAAGCAGACACUCGCCGCCUGAAGCUUCUGGAGGAGGAGAAACGGCUGCAGGCUCGUCUUGAAAAGGGAGAGGACAGUGUCGCUGAGCGGCUGGAAAAGGUCUAUGAAGAGCUGAGGGUGAUUGGAGCUGCAGCAGCUGAGGCCAAAGCCAGAAGGAUUCUGGCUGGUCUGUCCUUUACCCCUGAGAUGCAAAACAGACCCACCAAGAGGUUCUCUGGAGGUUGGAGAAUGAGAGUCUCCCUUGCCAGAGCUCUGUUCAUGGAACCCACAUUGCUGAUGCUGGAUGAACCCACAAACCACCUGGACCUGAACGCCGUCAUUUGGCUCAAUAACUACCUCCAAGGCUGGAAGAAGACUCUUCUCAUAGUUUCCCACGAUCAGAGUUUCCUUGAUGACGUGUGUACGGAUAUCAUCCACUUAGACAACGAGAAACUCUACUAUUAUAGAGGGAAUUACUUGACCUUCAAGAAGAUGUAUGUGCAGAAGCAGAAAGAACUACAGAAGCAGUACGACAAGCAGGAGAAGAAACUGAAAGAGCUGAAAGCCGGUGGAAAGUCCACAAAACAGGCCGAAAAGCAGACUAAGGAGGCCCUGACCAGAAAGCAACAGAGAGGCAAGAAGAAAGGCGGUCAGGAGGAGGAAAGCCAGGAUGCGACGGAGCUUCUGAAGAGGCCUAAAGAAUACACUGUCAAGUUUACUUUCCCCAACCCACCUCCACUUUCACCACCAAUACUGGGACUACAUAGCGUUGACUUUGGAUAUGAUGGUCAGAAGUCUUUAUUCAAAAACGUGGACUUUGGAAUUGACAUGGACACCAGGAUUUGUAUAGUUGGACCCAAUGGUGUUGGGAAGAGUACCUUGCUGCUGCUUCUCACUGGGAAACUAACUCCUACUAAAGGUGAGAUGAGAAAGAAUCAUCGUUUGAGAGAGAGGCUACAGUGGAGAGACCUGUAGGCUGAAUGAAGAGCGGGAGCGCCGAUAGUGAAACACAAGGCAGUGAACAAAGACAUUAACGUAAUUUUCUGAUUGUUCAACAGCAUUGGGAUUAAUACUUUUUGGGAUUAAUGUAUGUUUGGUUUCUCUUUAAAGAGAUCUACAAUUCAGUUUAAUUAUUAUACACUGCUCCAAAAAAUUAAGGAAACACUUAAAUCACAUCAGAUCUUAAUGAAAGAACUAUUCAAUUUAAAAAUCUUUACUGAUGGACAUUGUUUAAUUUGUUGAACAAAAUUGGAAACCAUAAUCAUCAACCCAUUGAGGGCUGGUUUCAAAACAACAGACCUUGAUCAUUGUAUCAGUGAGCCCCUUGACAGUCUGUGGCAGUACUUGGUGGCAUUGGACGCACAUUAGAUCAUGGGAACGUGAGGGCCAGUCAAUGGCAUCAAAGCCUUGUCAUCCACGAACUGCCUACACUCUCUUGCCACAUGAGGCCGGGCAUUGUCCUGCACCAGGGGGAACCCAGGGCCUACUGCAGCAACAUAAGGUCUAACAAUCGCUCUGCGGAUUUCAUCCUGGUACCGAAAAGCCAGACUCUUUUAAGCCUGUCGCAUGUUCUCAGUGUGAACCUGCUCCCUUUCUGACAGUUUGGUCAGAAAUUGACAUGUACACCAGUAGUCUUUUGGACGUAAAUUUGUAGGGCUCUCUCAGAAACUAUCCUGCUGCUGGGUUGAAUCCCUUCUACUGCCCUGUCCAGCUCUCCUUGUGUAUCGGCCGGCCUCCUACAUGUUCUUGGGACAGUGCUGGGAGACAUAGCAAACCUUGCAACCACACUUGUGGAUGUGGCAUCCUGGAGGAGCUGGACUACCUGUGCAACCUGAUUGGGCUAUAGUGGCAAGGACACUAGCAGAAUACAAAAUUAGAGACGAAUCAGUCAGGAAGGAUAGGCGAGAGCACAUGCAAAACCACUCCUUUAAUCUUGCACCCGUUUUUACUUUCAUUUGCACCAAAGCAGGUGAAAUUGAUUAACAAUCACUUGUGCUCUCUAAAUGGAAAGAUUAGUAUCCCUGAAGUUUAACUGACCCUAACCCUAACCCUUUACUGUAACGAUAGUUAAUUAUAUUAUAAUAUUAAAUUCCAGCUCAAGAUAUCUUUAAUCCGGCUCAAUAUGAGAUGCAUUGAAUUAAGUUGUCAGCAGCUUGUGAGAGUGGUGUUGUAGAUAAAAUGCUUGUACUUGUACUAUAAAUAAAUUGAAUUAUAUUGUAAAUAUCUGAAACUGGAAUUAUCCUCAUAAUUACAUUUGCAGAUAUGUCUAAUUCAUUAAAAAAGUUUAGCAAAUAACUGCAGGAGAGGGUAAAAUGUACCAUUUGUAAUUUUAUCGGAUUAAUAAUAACAGUGUUAAAACUAGUGAGCCGGAAACUUAUUGUCAGUUGCCAACUCCUUUCAACAGAAAACAGUCUUUGCUGAGCAAAAUAGCUGUCCCAAAGCAGAUAUCUAAACUCUGUGCAUGAGGUCUUUGUCUGAAAUAUCACAUUUUACACAUCACAAUCAUUUUCUAUUUGAAGUGGUGCAGGGUAAUGGUCCGUUUACAUUAAGAAAAGCUGUAACAUGGAUAUUCUG